AACCGUGAGAAACUUUGACAAGAAGUUGAAGAAGUUCUCCAAACCGCCCACAAGUUUUCCCAGCCCAGACGUGUAGACAUGUCCGACCCCGAUCGAGAGGACCAGCUGAACGCCCUGUGGCACGCCUUCCAUGCGCUGGACGAGAAGAGAGAGGGCACGGUACAGAAGUCUAAACUCAAGGUUCUCACCCACAGUUUGGGCACUGUUGUCUACACCCCACCUGUUGAAGAUGUUGAGAAGCACUUUGGUGACCCAACUGUCACGUUCCAGGCUUACUCAGACUUCGUCAGGAAGGUCAUAUUCCAAGGUUUGUCAGAGAACUCCAUUCCAGACUGGAGCAGAUUUGAUCAGGUGUGUUGGCAGAUCUGUUCUGGGAAGCACCUGAGUAAGGACCGUCGUGAGAAGACCCUGACUGCAGACCACGCCUUCCAGGUGUGGCAGAUGUUCAACAGGCUGGCCGAGCCGGACAGAUAUCCGUUGGUGAUGGAUAUAGAGGAGGUGCAGUUCCUCUUACAGAAGCUAGUUGGCGCCAUGGGUGGACAGUGGGCAGAGGCAGACUUCCAACACUUCUCAGACUCUCUCCCCACCAUGUCGGUGUGGCAGCUCAUUGCAUGUAUAGAGACUAAGUACUCGGAGGGGAUUGAACCUGAGACUGUGUGCGAAGCUGUGACAGAGCUACACAAGGAAUUAGUGCUUGAUGUCGUGAAAGAGGGCCUGAUGUCCAAGAAGGGCCAUGUAAGGACCAAUUGGAAGGAGCGUUGGUUUGUGCUGAAACCCUGCAGUCUGGUUUACUUCACUGGUAAGGACCAGAAGGACAAGAAGGGGGAGAUUCUCAACCCGACUCCAUGGAAGGUUGAGCUGCUUGGAGAGAAGUCUCGCGAGGGUAAGCAGCGACUGUUGUUGACGGCCAGUGCAAACAUGUCGUACGAAAUGGCCGCCCCUGAUCUUAGAAGCAGACAGGCAUGGAUAACUGCCAUUCAGAGCGUGAUUGAUCUUUCCAAGACUGGAUGCUCUUCCCUGGUCAAGAAACAUGCACAGAAGAGGAGAGAGAUGAGAGAGAAGAGACGGGCAGAAGAAAUGAAGGAAAAAGAGAGGAAGAGAAAAGACAGCGAGCUGAUGGAAGAACAGAGGCAGAAACUUGAAGAGGAGAAACAAGCACGUUCCGAAGCAGAAGCGCGGCUGGCCCUGGAGACAGUUCUGCGUGAGGAAGAGGAACAGAUGAGAAGGGAGCUGGAGGAGAUGAACAGGCAACUGGAGAAACUUCUGGAAGAAGAACGGCAGGCCAAGAAAGAUGAGGAGAUCGUCAGGGCCCUGCAGGCAAAACUACUCCAAGAGGAGUUUGAGCGUAGGGAGCAGCUGGAAAAGCUGAAAGCAGACCAGGACAAACUGCUGGAAGAUGAGCGCAAGCAGCGCCAAGAGUUGGAACAGCAGUGGAGGGAGGAGCAGCAGAGGCUGGAACAGCUACAACAAGAGAGAGAGGCGGCAGACCAACAGUUAAAGGAGGCCUCCAAGAAACUACAGGAUGCAGAGGAGAAACACAAGAAGAUGAUGGCUGCAGUGGAGGAGAGGAAACGGUGGAAGGCCCCAGGACUAGCCAGACCCAUCCAGCCAACCGCCCAGCCUCUCAUCACGCACAGGGGCUUGGGGGCCUUUACUGAGGGGGAGUUUGAAAUCCAGAAGCAGAAGAAAAUCAUUUCUAAGGACAACGAGCCUCACUCUGAGGAGGGUUGUACGGGAGAGUCCAAACCAGAAGAAGGGGGUGAGCAGGAUGAAGUCUUUGAUGAUGAAGUGAAGGAGAAAAAGGAGGAGAGGUUGUCAGAUGAAGGAAUAGGAGAAGAAGUGAAGGAGGAUUAGACAAACAACUGUUUUUCAUUACUUCAUUAAAACAAAGAUAUAACAAAAAUGAUGCAGAUAUAAAGCCAAAAUUGAAGCUAUUUUCUGACAUGUAACAAAAGUUAACAUCUGUGCUGUAGUGAUGCCCUGCUUCUAGACUGUACCCAAUAUGUAGCUACUGGUACUCCAUUAUGUACUAUUGUAGUGUGGUCUCUUAUAUAGGUAUGCCUACCAUUUAGUUUUGCUAGCAUGCAAACAUCAGAAAUAUGUGCAGCAUGUAAUAAGUGCCAUUUGGAUGUGACUUUAUAGAGUACAUGACUUUGUGUAAUAUCAAGUAUUUAUCUGUAGAAUUAUUACCUUUAGCACAAUAUUAUUGUAGCUGAUAUUGCUAUAUUAUAAAUGCAUUCUGUCCUGUUUCCAAAUGGUUCAAGACAUUUUGCUUAUUUCAACUGAGCAAACAAAUAUGUUUGAUCUGCACUGUUUGUAUACUCAAAGUUCUAUUUAAGAAUUAUCUAGAAAUAGAAUAAAAUGUCCUUGGUAAUGUAGAUAAUCUGAUUGUAUAGGGUACCUGUAAGACUUCAUAUGCAAUGUUCACUGCUAAUUCCAAGCAAAAUUCAUUAUCCAUCCACUUAGUUCAUUGCCUGGAAGUAGUCAGCUGGUCUUUCAUUGAUUUGAAGAAACCUGUUCAAAGACAGACCAUCCAGAUCUGUGCUAAGAUAUUGUAGUAUAGCAUCAUGAAUAGAGUGUUCAGCUUCAGUGUUUAUGAGUAAACAUUCAGCACUUUCAUAUUAUUUUGGAUAUCUAAACCAUUGGUUACAUCAUAUUUUAUUCCAAGUUUGUUAGUGUAGAAGAAGAUACAAAUGAUAUUUGAUAGAAUUUUUAUAAUGUAAAUUGUGUUAUAUUAGAUUCAAAUGUGUUGAUUUGAUAUAUACAUUGUGUAUAAGAUACAAUGUUUAGUGCCUGCUGUCCACCAGUAUAUGAAAAGCACUUAGUUUGCAUGCAUGUGUCUAUAUAAUUAAGCUGUAUUUUUACAGAUAAUUUUGAAAAUUGAUUUUAAUGAUUAAUGUAUACCUCAAAUGAUUAGAGUAGUCCAAGUUGAUUAUAUCUACUGUAAUUUUUUCACUGUACUUUUAUGUUCACCAUUUUCACUGUGACGACUGUAACUUAUCAUUACAGAUAACAAAUAAUUCACAGACUUUUUUAUGUGCACAUGCUGCCAUCGUGAACAUUUAGUUCCGAGAACAAGUUAAAUUUUCUCAGACCUGGAAAGUUUGGUACCGAGAAGGCAAAGUGAAUUACAGUAUAUUGUGUGACAAUAUUGACCAAAUAAAGGCAGAGCAGCAUAUCCCAUUUUCUUUCAUUUUGUUUUCAUGAUAAUGAUUUCCUGAGUUGAGUUGCUAAUCAGAGCUACCAAAGGUAAAAAUAGUAGGCCCAAAAUAUCCUCUUAUAGUUUCUACCUUCUAUACGAGUGAACCAAACAGAAGUCAUUUUGCAUGUACAGUUUUUUGACAAUUAUCCUUGUGGUGUUGAACCAAUAAUAAAGCACCUAACAUUAUAAAAUAAUGCUUUCCUACUUGGGUAUGAUAUGAACUGAAUUAGAAUGCAAGAACACAAUUUUCCUUAUAAAUUAUAUGAAGAAUUUAUUCCACACCGUUUCAUAUGCAACAAUUUACCCAACAACUUUCUUCUAAAAUGCCCGGCCUUAUUACUUAUAAUAUUGCUAUCCACAGAAAUUGACCCAACCAUAUUAACCCAUACAUUAAAUACCAGUGCAGCACUUUUUGAAACUUUCCACCAUAUUUGCACAUUAUAUUCUGUAACAAUUACAACUAAGCUAUAGGUACAAAAGUAUUCCGUCAAUUAUUGCUGAUAAUAUCACAGACAUUUGUUCAGUGCUAAGAUGGUCGCCUCCUUUCUUAACAUUUUUCACGUCUUUGCAAACAAUUUAUACAUUGCAUAAUUGCAGCAAUAAUACAGUGUACAUGUCAUAUUAAGGCUUUAAGACUAGUCUUCAGAUUUUUACUCUGAAUUGGCACCGUUUGUCAUGAGAAUUCAGUCUUUUUAAGACUGAUGGUAUUGGUCAUGAAUUCUGGUUACCUCAAUGUAUGUGUGCCCAGUUACAACAUGAAUUGUACAAGUCACACUGUUUAGCUUUCCAAGGGAAUCAAGUACAUAACACCUCAAUAUAUACAUAAUCAAGGUUGGUUAUUAUAUAAUCAGCUGAGCAGGUAUUUCUGAUGUCUAACCUGUACGACAUACACGUAACCGCUUGUGGAUUUUUCUGUUGUAUUGAUGGAUAGCCUGUUUAAGCAAGGAGCUUUUAUCAACUUGAUAAAAGCUCCUUAGUUUAAGUAUGAAAUAUCAAAAGCAGAAAAGGUUACCAGUUCCAUUUAUUAGUUCCUGUAUUC
This is a messenger RNA of Branchiostoma floridae (Florida lancelet), 4241 nucleotides long. RefSeq names its product switch-associated protein 70-like. Gene Ontology annotation, cellular component: cytoplasm; nucleus. The transcript is spliced from 10 exons. Bases 79 to 1854 code for a protein of 591 amino acids. The record is from RefSeq and is a predicted model, not a curated record. Lineage: Eukaryota; Metazoa; Chordata; Leptocardii; Amphioxiformes; Branchiostomatidae.